UGUAUCCAGACGCAUGCUCAUAAUGCGGCCAAUUACUCGGUCGGCACUCCGGCCUUAUGUCUGCCCGUCCUGUCGGUCUAGUAGCUUUUCAGGCCGUAGAAGAUUCGGGUCCAAAUCCGACCAAGCCCCCGAUGUCUACGAUGUGGUGUGCGUCGGAGGUGGUCCUGCAGGUCUAGGGUUACUAGCAGCUUUGCGAGCUUCGCCCGUCACAUCAAAGCUCAGGGUCGCCCUCGUCGAGACCCAGGACCUUCAAAAAGCCCGCGCCUGGAACCUCGAUGCACAGCAUUUCUCGAACAGAGUCAGCAGCCUAACUCCCUCGUCCGUGUCAUUCCUGCAGAAGAUUGGUGCUUGGGAACAUCUUGACACGGACCGAGCGCAGCAAUACCAGGAGAUGCAAGUAUGGGAUGGCGAAACGGGUUCGCGCAUAACCUUCGACUGGUCCACAGAAACCUCCCCGUUUGAGGACCUUCCCACAGUCGCGACAAUGACAGAAAACACCAACCUCGUUCGCGGGCUUCUGUCGCGCAUCGCUGCAUCCGGAGACGAGAAUCUCUCAAUCUUCUCGAACACAACCGUCUCAUCUAUCGAAAAUGGUACGAGCCAGCCGGACGGUCCGGAUCUAUCAGCUUGGCCGGUCCUCUCCCUUGCUCCAACCAACUCCUCACAGUCGCAAUCCCCCACUCGGAUCGCCGCACGUCUCCUAGUCGGAGCCGACGGUAUCAACAGCCCUGUCCGCCGGUUUGCCGACAUCGCAACCGAGGGCUGGGACUACAAUCGCCACGGCGUUGUCGCGACUCUUUCCCUCGCCGACCCAGAUUCACCUUCGUUCCCCAUCGGCACGAGAACCGCUUACCAGCGCUUCCUGCCUGUCCUCGGCGGUCCAAUUGCCCUGCUACCUCUCCCCAACAACCACGCAACCUUAGUCUGGUCCACGACGGUAGAAAACGCCGCGUAUCUCAAGUCUCUUUCCCCAAAAGCGUUCAUCGCCAUGGUCAACGCCGCAUUCCGUCUCUCCAGCGCAGACCUCAAGUACAUGAUGCGCAUGGAGCGCCCCGCAACCCCCGCAUCGGACUACGAAGAUUCCCACGAGAGUGAACUGACCUGGCGCCUGCAACAUACCCCGCAAGCCGCCCACGUUCCGCCCAUGGUCAACGGCGUGCAGGAAGGCAGUGUAGCCUCCUUCCCUCUCCGCUUCCGCCAUGCAUCAACCUAUAUCUCACCGCGCGUGGCUCUGGUCGGUGACGCCGCCCAUGUGAUCCAUCCGCUCGCCGGACAAGGUCUCAAUCUCGGAAUAGGCGAUGUGGCAUCCCUCUCUAAGACGAUCGAAUACGCAGUAACCCACGGUAUGGACGUCGGUGAUCUUCUCACUUUGGAACGGUACACCGCUGAACGGUGGGCCGUUAAUGCUAAGAUCGGCGGUGUCUGUGACAUGUUGCAUAAGAUUUACAAUGUUCCUGGUCAAGGACCAGUUGCAUGGGGUCGCAGUCUGGGUUUGGAGGUUAUUGACCGGUUGCCUUUUGUUAAGGGAUUCUUGAUGAAGAAUGCUGAGGGUUGAAGUUGUAAUGGGUGUGUCUACCUUGAUGGUUUAUUGGCUUCCCUACUCCCAUCAGGGUUUGGUCUCCUUCCGCCGUGUAUUACCUACCUAUAUUCAAAUGCUUUGUACAGGAACGCUUGUACGAGGUAAUAUCUGC
Aspergillus alliaceus is the source of this 1691-nucleotide messenger RNA. Its product is annotated as putative ubiquinone biosynthesis monooxgenase (Coq6). NCBI's taxonomy places the organism in Eukaryota, Fungi, Ascomycota, Eurotiomycetes, Eurotiales, Aspergillaceae. Bases 14 to 1555 code for a protein of 513 amino acids. The record is from RefSeq and is a predicted model, not a curated record. The transcript has 2 exons. Gene Ontology annotation, molecular function: 2-octaprenyl-6-methoxyphenol hydroxylase activity; FAD binding; oxidoreductase activity, acting on paired donors, with incorporation or reduction of molecular oxygen, NAD(P)H as one donor, and incorporation of one atom of oxygen. Gene Ontology annotation, biological process: ubiquinone biosynthetic process. Gene Ontology annotation, cellular component: mitochondrion.